ACUUCAUAAUACUCCCUAAAUUGGUGGACUAACCACUAUAAAAUCGCUAUUUUCUAGAGAAACAGACACAACAAAAGUUUCAAACCUCUUUGACAUUCAUCAUAUGUUAGUGAAGGAUGCACCUAUGCAUUAAAACAGUAUUUUCGUAUUUUUGAUUUUUUCUCAAAAUCUAUGUGAUAACCCCCUACGAAAAUAUUGAAUAUUUUGGGAAAUGCUCUAUAUACUAGAUUGUUCAGACUGAUAUGGAAACUUAUGUGAACUCAUAAGUGUGGAAACAAAUAGAUGAUACUAUCCGGUCAUUAGUUUGAUUACUUUUGUUCGUAGGAGAUGGUGAGUUUAUUUUGCUUCACACUUUAUGACCCACUAAAGUCUUUUGUUCGUAAAAGAUUUUCCCCUCUCUAUUCGUAUUUCAAGUGUUUUUGAUAGGGAAAGAUUUUGUUACUUGAUUUUGAUGGAAAGCUUAUUUUUUCUAACUUGCAUAGUGUGAAAACAAAUAGAACAGAGUCCGGUCGUGAGAUGGUUAGAGAUCUUGAUGUUCCAUUUACUUUUUUCACACUUGCGUGAGUUAAUAUCAUGAGUUUCUCUGAAUCAGUUCGGCAACAGCUUCUUUCCCUCUCUGUUUUCUGAAAAUCUCUUAAAACAUUAUGUGCUUGUUUGUUUAUUUGUUGUCUGAUUGUUUUGCACAAGUAUAAUUUAUUGCUUAGAAUCCCUGAUUUUUCCUGUUGUGUUUGCAGCAUGUGACGAAUAUAAAAUGGGGGAACAGAUAGAAGAUCAUGAAAGGCUAUUGUAAAAUCAGAUUGAUGAGAUAUAGAAAUCUAAUUCCCUCCAUUUCAGUUUUGGUGAUGCAUAACGUGACAUUUUCUAUAUUGUUUCAGGUUGUGUAUAAUCCGAGAGAUGUAAGAUUUAUCUUAUUAUUGGGAACAUAGGAAUGGAGAAUGGGAUUGUGAUCACGUUACUCUUGAGGCUGCUGCUGCUGGAUUGGGUUACCUAACACAACCAAAGUUCUUCGUAGCUGUUUUGUUUUGCUGUUAUUGUAGUUGUGUGUUCAGAUGUUUAUGGUAGCUUCAUUCGAAGGAUACAUGUUAGUAGUUACCUAUUCUUGCAGAAGUCUAACCGUUGUAUGUUGCCUACAACUCUGCACAUUUCUCCUUUUUAACCCAAUAUCUCAAGGUUUUUUGUUCAGUAAAAGAGUUUUCUUUUUCGUUAUAAUAAUAAUACAUGUGUGUUGGCUUUUGGAUCAGUUAUACUAUGUUUAAUCUUCUGCGUUGUGGUUACAAUAAUACAUCUGUUGGCUUUUGGAUCAGUUAUAUUAUGUUUUUUAAUCUUCUGCGCUGAGGUUACAACAUUUCAUAUAUUAUAUGAUCAAUGUUGAAUCAAAUGUUUGAUAAAAGUAGUUGGUCUAUCGAGUUUUUUUUUGUGGUAUUGCUGAAUCUGGCUUAUUAGCGCUUUGUGUUCUUUCUAUCAUCUCUCUUCAUAUCAUUUUGACUUCUUCCUAUGUGUUCUUAUUUUUCUUUUGGGUUUAUGGAUUCUGAAAUAGCGUAUUCAGUUGUUUGGUUCUGAUUCUUUUCUUCUUUGUUUUUUUUACCUGUUGUGUUCUUCGUUCUUAUUGCCAUCAACAAACUCAGAACAAGAUCUCUGUUUAUGUAAAGGUUUGUGAUUUAUUCUUCCUCGUUAGAUAUCAAGAAUCCAUGUUUCUUCGAUUCUUCAAAAACUGGUUGGUGACUUGCAACGCAAGUUCCUCACGCUAAGUAACUUGCCAGUUUCUCACGGUAAAAAAAAGGUUAUCAACUGUUAGUCAUUGCAGAGGAGAAGUCAAACUUGUGCUGGUUUCGUAGUCUGUGACUUAUGAACGGAUAACAAAGCCGAGAAUGGUAAAACCGUUGUUUCAAAUGGGGCAAGUCUCUAGUUUAACGAAACCUUUUUUAACUAACUAAAGUAAAAGUAUACAUAGAAGGUAAAAGAGAUAUAAUUAAUAAUCAUCUUGAAUCUACGUAUAGUCGUAUAGAAAAAGUAGCUUUAUAUGCCAACUUAUUUUUGUGUAUAUAGAUACUCAGGUAUUUGAACGAAAAACCAGAAGUGCAUGUAUGCUUAUUCAAAAGUAGGUGAAUUAUAUAAAAUAUUUAUACUUGUUUUCUUAAAUUUGUUAUUAUCUAUCAAACUUCUUUAGAUAAUGAGCCAGACAAAGUCUUAUACUUACAUGAAUACUAAUUAACUGUAUUGCAUUUUUUUUUUUUUGUAAACUAACUGUAUUGCAUUCAUGUGUUACAUCUAUAUAACCUAUUACAUUCUUUUCUUAUGGAGAUUAGAGUUAACUUUAGGAAGUUUGAGCCAAAUUAAUCUUGAUUUAAAUUUAUAAUUGUGCGUUAAAUGAACUCAUGUUUGAGUCAAUGAUAUAUUGGCGUCAUACUAUCAGUCUGGUUUCGUCAAUUAGUGAGCUGCCAGUGCAUGAAAAAAAAACAAAAAGUUCUCUUAAUCCUAACGUGACGUUACAUUGCAUGGCUCGUAAGAGAUAACUGAACAUUGUAUGAUUAAUUAAUUAAGUUAAUUAAUUAAUUACUAUUUAAGUUAUGUUGUGUUAGGCUUUGGUAACUACGAGUAAUGUAGCAAAAUAAAUCAGGUUUAUCUUGCGUGAGUGUAGAAUUUAUUUUAAUCUGUCUUUUAGCAAACAUUGAAGGUUUAAUCAUAUGUGUACGUAUAUUAUAAUACACAAAUUACUCUUGAUUCUAUGUAUGUGCCGUGUACAUUUACGUAUUUUAAAGCACAUAAAAGGAUUAACGUCCGUAUUUAUAAUUUUACGGCGUUGGUUUGUGCAUUACGGAGAAAAUUACUAAAUGGAUUAAGAUAAUUUAGGCUUGUCCAUUUACUAUUUUCAGGAGAUUUGAAUUUUAGCAUUAUCUCUUUGGAAACCUUAUCUGUGAGAGUUACAAAGAGAAUUCUUGUCAUGAAAGAUAUAUCAUAUAUCUUUUCAAAAAAAAAAAGGAUAUAUGAUAUAUAUAUAUGUAGCCUCAAAGCUUUACUAGUUUCAACGCAUGCAAAUAGUUGAACUGUAACGGGCUCUUGUGUUAAAAACUAGUCUAGCCUCCAUUAUUACAAGCCGGUAUUCAAAACUCAAAAUGAGCAGCUUGUUUGAUCAUGAGCAGCUUGUUUGAUCAUUUUGUUUCCAUAAAUUAUGUAAACAAAGACCUUUUUUUGUCAGCGUAAACAAACACUAUUCCAACAAUUUCAAAUAAAUCAGAUAUAUUAGCCUAUUAAUAGACUAGUUGAGCAUGUGGAUUUACGAGGAAGAUUAAUUUCCAUAAGAUUGAUUAGUAGUCCGUCGAUUAAUCAUUUAUCAAUACUUCUUCAAUGAGAUUUAAAUUUUUUAGAAGUAAAUAGUAUUUUUACAGUUAGAUACAUUUUAAAUAACAGAUGACAAUUUAAUAUUCACAUUUAAUAAAGCAAGAAACUUAAACGCAUUUAAUCAAGCAAGAAACUUAUAAUUUUCAAAACACCAUAAAUGCACUUAAAACCAAAUAUAAAAAUUAAGAUCAUGUCCUAAGGUAAGACCGUAGGUCCGUAGACGAACUAUAAAGUAUGUUAGUGGUUAUAGGAAAAUCAACUGUGAGAAUGUGUCACAUUCGGAUUAGUUGGAAUCUUCUGAUGCACGAAAAGUACAUUUUCUUCUUUUUAUCUAAAACUGUUAUCAAUCAUGAAUUGUUACAAUUAAUUAUAGAUACCCUGUCACGUAUAUGUAUAUAUAUGCAUAUUAAUAUAUAUUUUUUGAAAAUUAAAUCAUGCAUGAAAAUAUAAUAAGAUAGUUUUGAACCAUCAAUAAAGUGCUAGAUUUUUCUCUUGUAAUUAAAAUUAAAAAUAUAUAUUUUAAUUAUUUGCUUUUUGGAUGUCUAAGCGUUUGAUUAAAAUUUAGAAUGCGGUGUAUAUAUGUAUAAUGUACGUAUUAGGCAUCUUAAUAUUCAAAAUUGAUUCUUUCAAGAAAAAAUAUUCAAAAUUGAUGUCAGCAACAUGUGUAUAUAUAUAUAAAUGACACGUACAAAGAUUUACUUACAAGGUUCAAGAAAAAAUUUAGUAGAUGGAAAAGGUUAGGGUCCCAUGGGCUUGUAGUCUCAGACAAAUAGUUGGCGUGUCUUAAUGUGCUUAAAACCAGAUUUACACCAAUAAUGAACAACCAUAUCGACACAAUUAAUUUUUUUUUUAAUUAAAUAUUAAAUUUAAUUCAAAAAGAAAAAGUUCGAUUACAACUGUGGGUUCUUUCUUAUGAUUUUCUAUACAAAUAUGUUUUUGAUAGAACCAAAUAGAAAUUCUUUCUUCAAUCAAUUUCCAUCUUCAUCCUAGCUUUGUCUAGUUGAAAACCAGAACCCUAAGCCCCUUCUAGUCUCUUGUCGUUCUUCUGAAUUAUAGAGAAUUUGUUUCUCAUUGUUUUUUUUUUGCUUAAGUUUGUUUCUCAUUGUCUUGCCAAUCAAUUAAAUUUAUUUCAAAUUACCAAAAUACUUUAUACAGUAUGAGAUGUUUAAGAAACAAAAAAAAAAGAUAUCUUUACAAACAAAUUUUAUGAAAACCUUUUUAACUGAUAUAGAUUUAUAUAUAUUUGAUUUUAUGUUGAUUUAAUGUGUGUAUGGUUGAGAUGCGUACCAGCGAUCAGUAAUCCAUACUAUUAUAGCGACACUGUCCAUCUAUCUUAUGCAAUAUGUUUUAAGAGUUGGGUCGUAAAGAAAUAUAUUUUGAAAAUUGAAAUAAUUUUUGCUAGUCCAUAAACAUACACGAUUCAUAGCUCAGGUCUUAUAUAAUGUGUUUCUCAGCAUAAGUUAUUCUUUUUUUUUUUUUUAAAGCAUAAGUUAUCGAUGACAAAAAGAAUAUAAAUGAUUUAGGACAUGUUUUCUCAUGGAAAUCUUUACUGGAUCGAGAUAUUGGUUCUUGAGUUCCCACGGGAAUUCAAAGGGUGUUAUAAAUUCUUAUAGUAAGAAAAUAAUAGAAUGAAUAUAUAUGAUAAGAGUGGAAUCAUCAACAUGAGAAAAAUAUAUAUGAGAAAGAAAAAAAGUGUCACCAAAAAAAAGAAAAAAAGCGUCACCAAAAACCCUAACGUUCCAAAAAAAAAGGUUACACAUUUAGAUCAAUUAAAAUUUUUUAUUUUCUUUAAUAAAUCUGUUAUAAUAUAUUAACAUUUUACCAACAAAAAAAAAGCUGUUAUAAUUUAAACGAAGAUAAAUUAUAGUUCCAUUCAUUCUUUGGAUAUCUAGCUCUUAUAAGUAAGUACGUAACUUUUAAUCUGAUUUUUUUUUUUAAAGUUUGAGAAGUAUUACAUUGUCAACAUGAAUUAGUUGCAGCAACUUUUAUUCUAGACAUUGCUUCACAAACUUGAACAUCUUCUCCUCCUCGUUUUUUCCUCCACCACUCACCAAGGCCAUUUUUGACAUAUCAUUAUUUGAUAGGAUUAACGUCAAAAAGAGACGUCACAAAAGCUAACUAAGAUCUCCUUGUUCCGACAAGUCACAACACAAAGGAAAACCUCUUCCAUGUUUCUAUAUAUAAACCAAAGAACACAGCACUUACCCUCAUUAACUAAGAUUUUGGCUUCACAAUUCUUCUCCAUAAUUUUUUACUCUUCCUCGCAGAUUCAUAUAAUAGAUGCUAUUUCAAAAUGGGAAGAUCACCAUGUUGCGAUGAGAGCGGGCUAAAGAAAGGGCCAUGGACGCCUGAAGAAGAUGAGAAACUGAUAAAUCACAUACGAAAACACGGUCAUGGAAGCUGGAGAGCUCUUCCAAAGCAAGCCGGUCUAAAUCGGUGUGGGAAGAGUUGCAGACUGAGAUGGACUAAUUACUUGAGGCCAGACAUCAAAAGAGGAAACUUCACUGCCGAGGAAGAACAAACCAUCAUCAACCUUCAUUCUCUUCUUGGAAACAAGUGGUCGUCAAUAGCUGGUCAUCUUCCUGGAAGAACGGACAACGAAAUAAAAAAUUACUGGAACACGCAUAUCAGAAAGAAACUUAUACAGAUGGGAAUUGAUCCGGUGACCCACAGGCCGAGGACCGACCAUCUAAACGUUCUAGCCGCUUUACCGCAGCUUCUAGCUGCCGCAAGUUUCAACAACCUCUUGACUCUAAAUCAAAGUAUACAACCGGAUGCAACAAGUGUUGCUAAAGCUCAAUGGUUACAUAAUAUGAUGCAAGUCCUCAACAGCAACAACACAUCUUCUUCCGUUGACAUUCAUCACACCAACUAUAAUAUCUUUGGCCAAUCUUGUUUCUUAGAGAACCGACCAAAUAUUAGUGAAAAUCUCUAUGAUCCAACCCAAAGCAUCUCUCGCAUUGAUCACCAGCCUCUAGAUUCGUUUUCUAGCCCGCUUGGAGUAUUUUCUCAUCAAGAUAAUGAAGAUAUGAUUCCUCCAUUGAUAUCAGCCUCUUCUGAUGGGUCUAAACAAACCCAAAUGAUGAUCAAGAACAAAGAGAUUUUGAAGCAUAAUGAGCACACUUCAAACCCUUCCUCGACCUUAACGUUCACGCAAGACCAUCAGUCAUGGUGUGACAUAAUUGAUGAUGAAGCAAGUGAUUCUUAUUGGAAAGAUCUCAUAGAGCAAACUUGUUCGGAGCCUUGGCCAUUUCAUGAAUAGAGACGAAAGCAACACAAUAUUAGCAUUUUUUUUCUGUGGAUAUUGAUAAUUAACUUUCAUACAAUUUGUGCUUUAAAUUUUCUUAAUUUUUCAACCAUGUAGCAUUUUUCAACUGAUUAUCAUACAUUUGUAUUAUUUUCUGUAAUUUUCUUGGACAUGUAUGUUUUCAAUAGUAGUUUCUCACGCAUAAGAGCUUACAACUCUAAACUAUAUUACAAAAUUCGUUA
Molecule: messenger RNA, 6828 nt
Organism: Brassica rapa (field mustard)
Lineage: Eukaryota; Viridiplantae; Streptophyta; Magnoliopsida; Brassicales; Brassicaceae
Product: transcription factor MYB93
Source: RefSeq, a predicted model, not a curated record